GUUUCAAAACAAUAAGGAAGAAUAAAACUUAGAGAAAACAUCGACAUGGGUCUCAAACUUGUCAUUAAUAUGUUGUUAAUACUUAUGGUCUUAUCCUCGACAUCCGCAGGUAGAUCUAGGGAGCUUUUAGCCGGUGCUGCCUUUGACGUGACCACUGCAAAAUAUGGUGCAAAGCCCAAUUCUGAUAUUACUCAGGCUUUAGCAAAUGCAUGGAAAGAUGCAUGUGCAUCAACAUCGGCAAGUAGAGUUAUUAUUCCAAAAGGGACAUACAAACUGAAAGAAGCAAGUUUCAAAGGUCCUUGCAAGGCUCCUAUUGAGGUUCAGGUCCAAGGUACGUUGCAGGCGCCACCAGACGGCGCCCAACUAUCGAAACCAGAUACGUGGAUCGAGUUUUCAUACCUUGACAGGUUCACAUUAUCGGGUAGUGGAACCUUUGAUGGCCAAGGACAAAAAGCUUGGAAAGAAAAUGAUUGCCACAAAAACCCGAAGUGUUCAUCUAUUACCGUUAAUAUGAGGUUCCACUCUGUCAAGAACUCAUUAGUCAGGGAUGUAACUUCACUUAACAGCAAGAAUUUCCACGUGAAUGUAUUAUCGUGCGAGCGACUUACAUUCCAACAUUUCACCGUCGCUGCACCAGGAGAUAGCGUUAAUACAGAUGGAAUACAUAUUGGGCGCUCAACCGGGGUCAAUAUUACUGAUUCGAAGAUUGGUACAGGAGACGAUUGCAUUUCAAUUGGUGAUGGCACCAAGCAACUAACUAUAACUAAGGUAACUUGUGGACCAGGCCAUGGAAUAAGCAUAGGAAGUCUUGGAAGGUACCCAAAAGAAGAACCUGUGAGUGGAAUCCAUAUUAGGAACUGUACCCUCAGUAAUACGUCCAACGGUGUUAGAAUCAAGACAUGGCCUAAUUCUCCUGCAGCUAGCACUGCCUCGGAUAUUCACUUUGAGGAUAUCAUCAUGAAUAAUGUUGGUAACCCAAUCCUCAUUGAUCAAGAAUACUGCCCAUGGAAUCAGUGUAAUAAACAGGCUUCAUCAAAAAUCAAGAUCAGCAAUGUGAGCUUCAAGAACAUUAGAGGGACGUCUUCCACUCCGGUCGCCGUGAAGAUUGCGUGCGCCAAGGGCUUACCAUGUGACAAGGUGGAGAUGACUGACAUUAAUCUCAAGUACAGUGGAAAGCAAGGCUCUAUUACAUCUCAAUGCUCUAAUGUGAGGCCCACAAUUACUCGAGUCGCAAAUACUCUUGCUUGUGCUACCAAGUCUUGAUCGAAAGAAGCCUGAUAUAUAUAAUAGGCUUUAGGUGAGAUCAAUCCGAUCUUGUGUUCAUAUAUACUUUUAGGUGUCUCAUUUAGUCCCCUAAUGCGCAUAAUACCAAAAUUAGGUGAGUUGAGUGUUUGUAUAUAUCUUUGUGAAAACACGUAUGAGACUUAUAUUUUGGUUAAGGUACUUGAAUGACUCCAAUGUAUAUAUAGAGGCCUGUUCCAAAGA
Messenger RNA from Rosa chinensis, 1485 nucleotides. RefSeq names its product exopolygalacturonase. Gene Ontology annotation, molecular function: polygalacturonase activity. Bases 46 to 1263 code for a protein of 405 amino acids. The transcript is spliced from 4 exons. Gene Ontology annotation, biological process: carbohydrate metabolic process. The record is from RefSeq and is a predicted model, not a curated record. Lineage: Eukaryota; Viridiplantae; Streptophyta; Magnoliopsida; Rosales; Rosaceae.